UGUGCCCUUGUGAGCUCACCUCUAAACCCUUAACUCCCUCAUAUAUAUGUGUUCAUGUAGUUACAUAAGUAUGUGUGUAUAUAUACACACGACUCAUCCAUGGAACUGUGAAGGGUAGGAUCCUCAGAGGACAGAAUGAAACAUUUUCUUCUUCUUCUAUUGGUGGGAGGCUUCUUGGUUCUUGUUACGGCUUCAUAUGAUGGGCCUUUAUAUGAUUUUACUGCUUAUACAGAGUGUAAAUUGAAACCAGAGAACCCACUUUACGACGGAGGGAUUCUCAAAGAUUACCCGUCUGUUGUUCAAUAUAAAAGAAGUGUGGACACAUUUUACACCCCAGCUUUUGUACUGCAUAAUCUAACUCAAGGCUCCAUUUACUGCUUCUCCACUUGGGUGAAGAUCGAGGGACGAGCAGGUUCGGCGCAUAUCAGGGGAAGCCUGAAGACAGACAACAAAACUUAUAACUGUAUUGGGACUGUUUUAGCCAAGUCUGGUUGCUGGUCUUUUCUCAAGGGUGGUUUUGUUGUUGAUUCACCAUCAACUUUGGCUUUACUCUUCUUUCAGAAUUUGAAUGAUACGGAUUUGAAUAUAGCAGUUGCCAGCAGCUCAUUGCAGCCGUUUACUGAAGAACAAUGGAAGAUCAACCAGCAGUAUAUAAUAAACACUGUAACUACUGUACAUUUUCAGGCCCGAAAGCGUGCGGUGACUAUCCAUCUAUCUGAUAGAAAUGGAGAUAGAUUACAAGGAGCAGAAAUUACAGUAGAGCAGAUUUCUAAAGAUUUUCCAUUUGGAUCUGCAAUAGCAAAAACCAUUCUGGGUAAUUUGCCUUAUCAAAACUGGUUUGUGAAGCGAUUCGAUGCAACAGUAUUCGAAAACGAACUAAAGUGGUAUGCAACAGAGCCUAAACAAGGGAAGACCAAUUACGCCAUUGCAGAUCAGAUGAUGGAAUUUGUGAGAGCUAAUGGAAUUAUUGCCAGAGGCCAUAAUAUUUUCUGGGAAGAUCCUAAAUACAACCCUUCCUGGGUUCUAAACUUGACCGGUCCCGAGCUGCAAUCAGCUGUCAACUCCAGAAUUCAAAGCUUGAUGAGCAAAUACAAAGAAGAAUUCAUUCAUUGGGAUGUCAGCAAUGAGAUGCUUCAUUUCAAUUUUUACGAACAACGACUUGGUCCGAAUGCAACCCUGCAAUUUUACCAGACAGCAAGCCAGGCUGAUCCAUUGGCAACAUUGUUCAUGAAUGAAUUCAAUGUGGUGGAGACUUGUGGGGAUGAGAAAUCAACAGUUGAUACAUAUAUUGCCAGAGUGAGAGAGCUGGAAGGAGGAGGUGUUUCGAUGAAUGGGAUAGGGUUAGAGGGUCAUUUUACAGUGCCAAAUCCUCCAUUAAUGAAAGCUAUAAUUGAUAAGUUAGCUACUUUGAAGCUUCCCAUUUGGCUGACAGAAGUGGAUAUUAGCAGUAAACUUGACAUGGAAACACAGGGUGCUUAUCUGGAGCAAGUGUUGCAAGAAGGCUUUUCACAUCCGGCAAUAGAGGGGAUAAUGCUAUGGACUGCUCUGCAUCCAAAUGGUUGCUAUCAGAUGUGUUUGACCGAUCAGAAUUUUCGAAACCUGCCGGCGGGUGAUGUGGUUGACAAGCUUCUCCAAGAAUGGCGGACUGGAGAGUUAAAAGGUGAAACAGAUGAAUAUGGUUCAUAUAACAUGUAUGGCUUCUUGGGUGAAUAUAGAUUGAGUGUUGUGUACGGUAACAGGACAGCAACUUCAACAUUCUCCCUCUGUAAAAGCAGAGAAACUAAACAUAUUCGCGUUCAAUUGUAGCUUACAAUCUACAUAUGUAUGUGUGUGUGUAUAUAUAUAUAUACACAUACAUGUAUACUGCAUGCAUGUGUGUGCAUAUAUAUAUAUAUAUAUGUUGACAUAGAUAGUAAAUCAGUUAACAAGACUGCAAUAUCUUAUCUGGUGUAAUUGAAAGUGCAAGCUAGAUUUUGCAUGAUUAGGCUUAAUUACAAUAAGCUAAUUAAUACGAAUUAAACUUAAUUAGAGGCAAUGGGUUAUUAGAAGUUUGAAGGUUCCAACUCCUCUAAUUUUUGUAUUUUAUUUUUUUUUAAAGUUAAAAAUGUAUUUAGUUUGGACA
Carica papaya (papaya) is the source of this 2122-nucleotide messenger RNA. Its product is annotated as Glycosyl hydrolase family 10 protein. NCBI's taxonomy places the organism in Eukaryota, Viridiplantae, Streptophyta, Magnoliopsida, Brassicales, Caricaceae. Gene Ontology annotation, molecular function: hydrolase activity, hydrolyzing O-glycosyl compounds. Gene Ontology annotation, biological process: carbohydrate metabolic process. The record is from RefSeq and is a predicted model, not a curated record.